Messenger RNA from Westerdykella ornata, 2397 nucleotides. Its product is annotated as DEAH-box RNA helicase. The coding region runs from base 1 to 2397 and encodes 798 amino acids. The record is from RefSeq and is a predicted model, not a curated record. The transcript is spliced from 2 exons. Gene Ontology annotation, molecular function: RNA binding; ATP binding. Gene Ontology annotation, cellular component: intracellular anatomical structure; catalytic step 2 spliceosome. Lineage: Eukaryota; Fungi; Ascomycota; Dothideomycetes; Pleosporales; Sporormiaceae.
AUGGCUAAGGGGAAGGAUAAGCAGGGGAAUACCCUGGCUCGUAUCCUGAAGGCCUACUCCAGCGGCGAUCUCGACGACAAGCUGAAACCAGUCGAGAAGAAGCCUGGCAAACAGGCACAUCCACGAGGGACGAAACGAGCCCGUGAUGGCUCGCCGGUCGAGGAGACCCAUGCCAUCACAAAACCGAAAGAGCCGAGAGGGGUCGAAGCGGGUUUGAAAGAGCGCCAGGAGAAGAGGAUCAAAUCAGAAAACACGAAGAGCACGCCCAACCCAAAGCCAUUCGGCAAAGGAGCGCAAAAAGGGCAGAAGCCAAACCCCUUACUUGAGGCCAGGAAAGCGCUCCCCAUAUGGCCGCAUGCCCAGUCCAUCCGCGCCGCACUCAAAAAGAACAACGUCCUCGUCUUGACUGGAGAAACCGGCUCGGGAAAAUCUACCCAGGUGCCUCAGUUCCUGUUGUCCGAGCCUUGGUGCCAGAAAUGCAUUGCCGUCACCCAGCCUCGCCGGAUGGCUGCUAUAUCCCUGGCUCGGAGAGUGGCUCAGGAGAUGAGUUGUCCGCCUCCCGGCCGGGUUCCAGGGGCAAAAGUGGGCUACAGUGUGAGGUUUGAUAAUGCGACGGGGCCUCAUACUAGGGUCAAGUUUCUGACUGAGGGCAUGCUGCUCCAAGAAAUGGUUCGGGAUCGUGAGAUGGAGGAGUAUAGUGCGAUAAUAGUGGAUGAAGUCCACGAGAGGAGUGUCAAUGUCGAUCUGAUCCUAGGAUUUCUCAAGAAUCUUCUGUCGGAUCUGGAAAACGGGAGGUUGAAGAAGAGGAAAAACCCGCUGAAGGUGGUAGUCAUGAGCGCUACGGUAGAUGUGGGGGCGUUGGUGCAGUUCUUUGGCGAGGGUUCGAAAGAGAGUGAGGACACGCAACAGACACUGCAUUCCGAUGUUUCCUCAACGCUGGUCGGCACGCAGCAGAAUCAGGAUAUAUCGACAUGCUACAUUGAAGGACGGCAGUACCCUGUACAAACCAUCUACCUCCCUGAGCCCACGCAAAACUGGGUGGAAUCCGCUUUGAUUCACAUCUUCCAGAUCCAUCGUAAAGAGCCUUUACCCGGUGACAUUCUGGUAUUCCUGACGGGUCGGGAAAAAAUCGAGAAGUUGGAGAAGCUGGUCAAUGAAUAUGCGGAGGGGCUGGAGGACAGUCUGCCAAAGCUUCUUGUCCUGCCACUCUUCUCCGCUCUGCCCCAGCACGCCCAGCAACGUAUCUUCAUGCCAACACCUCAUCGCACACGCAAAGUCAUCUUGGCAACAAACGUCGCCGAAACUUCAGUCACGGUUCCUGGUGUACGAUACGUUAUUGACUGCGGCAAGUCAAAAAUCAAAGAAUAUCGAAACGCCCUCGGCCUCGAGUCCCUUCUCGCAAAGCCGAUAUCCAAGUCCGCCGCUGACCAACGCAAAGGCCGCGCCGGCCGCGAAGCGCCUGGAAAAUGCUACAGGCUGUACACGGAAGACGGGUACAAUGGAUUUGCCGAUCGAACCCAGCCCGAGAUCUUGAGAUGUGACCUAAGUCAUGCACUCCUCACCAUGGUGGCAGCAGGAAUAGGGCUCCGCGAUGUUUUCAGCUUCCCUUUCCUGGACCCACCACCACGUGGUGCCAUCGAGAGGGCUGUAGCGUUGCUCCACGACAUCGGCGCAGUUACAGAGGAAGCCGAAAUCGCCAACGACGCUCUCACCAUGGCCAAGUUCCCACUCACGCCUGCACUAAGCCGCGUGUUAAUCGAGGCAGCAACUCCUGAACGGAACUGCCUCGAGGAUGUCGUCGACAUUGUCUCCGCACUCAGCACCGAGGAUAUCUUCCUCAACCUCGCCAAUGAGGAGCGAAAAAAGGAGGACGCUGAGGCGGCACGACGUGGAUUCUAUCGACGCUCUGGCGAUCACAUGACGCUCCUUGCCGCCGUGCAGGGCUACCUCGAAGAAACCUCGGAUCGGAAAGCGUGGUGCGCCAAACACUUCAUCUCGCAUCGGGCCAUGCAGAACGUCGUCAAGGUGCGCAAGCAGCUGCUCGAACUAUGCCAAAGACUCUCUCUAGUCCCGAAUUCUUCAUCAUCAGUAGAUCCACCCACCGCUAAUGCGUCGCCGGAAGAGCACACGAAGAGAGUCCUUCAAUGCUUCGCGCGCGGGUUCAUGAGGAAUAUCGCGCGGCUGAUGCCGGAUGGGAGUUAUCAGACGCUCGUGUCGAAGCAGACUGUGGCUAUCCAUCCGAGCUCGGUGCUGUAUGGGAGGAAGACGGAUUAUCUUCUUUUCACGGAGUUUGUGUUUACGAAUAGGGCGUGGGUGAAAGGGGUGAGUGCGCCGGAUGUGGGGGCGUUGGAGGAGGUUAUGAGGAAGGUGGUUUUGGGGGAUGGGGAUGGGGAGUAG